AGUUUUCUCCUGGCGGUGACCGAGACAGGUGAUGAGUUAGUCCAUUGGUGUCCAGUCAUGGCCCAGCGGGCGAUCUGGCUGGUGAGUCACGAACCAGGAACCCCGCAUGGUGGGACCGUGAGAUUCUCCAGAAGGUAUCCCACUGUUGAAAAACGAGCCAAAACCUUCAAUGGAUCAAGUUAUGUGCCUCUACCAGAAGAUGAAUCCUUCUGCAAAGCUCUGCUUUUUGAACUCAGGUUAUUAGACGAUGAUAAGGACUUUGUGGAGAGCCGAGAUAGCUGUUCACGAAUCAGCAAAGCUUCAGUCUAUGGACUUCCAAUAGGAGGAAGAGAACUGUGGCCUGUUCUUGCCCUUCAGAAGAAUGGCUUGAUUUACGUUAGUGUUCCACUAGUUGAGCAAACUUUGUCUCCUUACCCACCACUCAUUAGCAUUAGUGGAAUUUCACAAGCCUUUGAUCUACUUUUUGGAUUGAUUGAUUUUCUCGACUCUGGGCCCAAGACUGAAGCUGAUAUAAGUACGAAAGUGAGCCAACUACCUGAUUUGCUCUUGCAUGUUUGUCCAUUUGGCACUUUGUUGGAUGUCAACUUUUUAUUAGAUAAUUUUAGUAAUCUUUCAAUAAAUCAAAGCCCAAAACAACCAGCAUGGAAAGCCAGUACUUACAAAGGAAAGCCACAAGUUGCUGUUUCUAUCACUGAAAAAGUUAAAUCCAUGCAGUAUGAUAAGCGGGAUGUAGCAGAUAUGUGGCAGGUCUAUGGAACUAUAACAUGUAAGUGUGAUUUGGAAGGAGUCAUGCCAAAUGUUACAGUCAGUUUGAAUCUCCCCACCAAUGGAUCUCCACUUCAAGAUAUUCUGGUGCAUCCUUGUGUGACUUCCCUCGACUCCGCUAUUCUUACUUCCAGUAGUGUUGAUAUAAUGGAUGAUUCUGCAUUUAGUGGGCCUUACAAAUUUCCAUUCACACCUCCUUUAGAGUCAUUCCACUUGUGCUAUUAUACAUCUCAGGUGCCUGUCCCACCAAUUUUGGGAUUUUACCAACUGAAGGAAGAAGAUUCACAGUUAAAAAUAACCGUCCAUUUAAAACUUCAUGAAAGUGUGAAAAAUUGCUUUGAGUACUGUGAAGCUCAUAUACCUUUUUAUAACAGAGGCCCAAUCACCCAUUUGGAAUACAAAGUUAGUUUUGGCCAAAUAGAAGUAUUACGAGAGAAAAGCUUAUUAAUCUGGGUUAUAGGGCAAAAGUUCCCCAAAUCACUGGAAAUUAAUCUUUCUGGGACUGUGAAUUUUAGUACUAUGGGUCAUCAGAAGCAACCAGUUGACACUAUUUGCAUUGGGGGUACAGCAUAUGUAAAACUUUAUUUUAGGAUCCCAGAUUACACACUCACUGGGUGUUAUGCAGAUCAACAUUCAGUUCAAGUGUUUGCAUCAGGAAAACCUAAAAUAACUACAUACCGGGAAUUGAUUUCAUCUGAUUACUACAUCUGGAAUUCCAAAGCCCCUGCACCAGUAGCAUAUAGAUCAUUAUUUCUGUAAUCUGUAAUUUUUUUAAAAGGAAAAUUUAAGUCAUAUUAACAUAGUUACAAUAAAAUUACCAUCUUUUACUUUUUAACGUGUACAUUUCUCUUCAGUGGGAAUGAAUCAUGGAUCAAUUUCUUUUUUUAAAUGGUAAUGUUUUAAAAGAAAACAUUUUAAAAGCUCAUUUUCUACUCUGUUGUCUUUUCAUGGUUUCCUUGAAAAAGAUAAAGCACACAAUGGAAAAGAAUAUGGUUUAAUGGAAAGAGCCUUGGAUUCGAAGCCAGAGUACAAGGGUACAGAUCCCAACCCUGCUACCAGUAGGACCUUAGGCAAGUCACUUAAUCUCUCCCUGGCCUCAGUUUUCUCCUUUGUAAAAUAAGGAAGUUGGACUCUAUUGUCUGUAAUAGUGAUUUUUUUUUUUUAGGCUGUGUAUUUCAGCAUCUUGCACAGGGUGAGCCCCUCAGUCAGUGUAAGCUGAUGUUGGUAGUAGUGGCUGCAUUAGAAACAAUAGCUCUCUUGGAUGUGGAGUCUUAUAAAAGAAGGAGAUGGUUUUAAUGUAAAAUUGUUAAUGUUAGUCAGAACUUUCCUCCUUAUAAGAAACUGCAUAAUUCAGUUGAAGAUGUUUAUCUUUGUUCUCUGACUCCUUUUAAAGUGUACUCAUUGAUCUUCCAUAAUUAAGUUUUUUCUGCAGAAUGAUAUUGAGUAUGUUAAAGGGCAAUAAAAACCCCACUCUAUAAGAAAGGCUUGAUGACUUGCUGCUUUUCUGUCUUAAUUUUUUAGAGAUGUAUUUGAAUAUAUGUUGCUUUUAUGCUUGAAUUGCAUUCAAGAAUUCAGUGAUUAAUAAAUUCAUGUAAAAAACCAUACUUUGUAUAGAAAGUAGUUACCAUUUCAGUUACAUAUAGUGUAUUAUCUUUAUCUCCUUUUCUCUGAUUUCCAUGAUAUCUUUUCUUUUUUUCAUAAUCCAUCCAAUCUUGCUGUUCUUUCCACCAUUGUUCUUUCUCUAUUCUUUGUUAUCUUUUUUCUCAAUAACUAAUAAAUAGUAAUGCUGACUUUAGCUGAUAAGAAUUUAGUUUGAAUCUCUCAAGCCUAAGUAUUUUUUCAUGUUUGUGUCUUUAAAACUAAAUGUCACAAACAGAAUACUCCUUUAGAAAAUGACUAAAUACUGAUGACAAAUACUUUUAUGAUACUUUGCUUUUUAAGAUUCUAAUAAGAAAAAUAUUGCAUAAAUCUACUUGCUCUUUUAAAGAAGAGCAAUAGAAUGACUCGAGGGUAGCCUGGAACCUCAAGAUUUGAAAUAACUGAUUCUUCAUUAUUAUCAAUGAUACUAACCCAUUAUUAAUGACAACUGGCCUUUUUAGAAGGGAAAAAAACCUUUUUAUACAGUAAGGUUGAACUCUCUUAUGCUGUAGGAACUACAGUGUAGUGCACUACCAACUAAAUAUCAGCAUCAAAAACUAAACCAUCUGGAAGGCUUUACUGGUUUUCAGCCAACCACCUAAUUUUACAUAAGUUGAGCAAAGUACUAUGAGUUAAGUAUGAGAUUCAUAGUGGUUAGUGGGAAAUUUUAAUGUGAUCGAUCUCUUUUUAGAAAACUUUAAAGAGAAGCCAUGAUUCUCUAAUUUGAAACCAAUUCUAGAAACCUGAAGAUAUAAAGAAAUAUGAAAAUUAUGGGGGGAAGGAAAUGUGAUACCAUCAGUUGCCUUUCAGAACACUACAGAACUAAAACCAAUUCCUAUUUUCAUCCCAUUGAGAUCAGCUGGGUACACUGUGAUACGUUUGAUUUUGUCUAGAAACUUGUCACUUCAGGAUAAUUUCUGAAGACAAAGUCUAUUUCCCAUUUUGUAGGUAACCUGUUUAAUGUUUUCCCUGUGUCUGGGAACUCCUUAGUGUAAUUAGCGACCUUUGAACUCCACAACUAAUCCUGAGCUAUUUUGUAUUCCUUACUCAUCUUUAAGGCUGGACCUUUCUUUUCUUUAGAGUCCCUUCCACAAUUAAAGAAGAAACAGCUGCAUUUCAAAGGGAUUCCGAUUCUAGAAGCUUAAUCGUGAUUGACAUGUUCUUAUUCUAAGCUAUAAGACGCUCUAAGAGUCCUUUCUUGGGUUAAAACUUCAAUCAUUUUCUAAAAAAUUAUCUCAAUAUGGAUUUUAUUCAUUUUCUUUGAUAACCAUUCUUUGCAUUUUUUUAAAACUUGAAAGAUGCUUUGGAUUUCCAAUGAAUACAAGAAUUGCUUUCAAUGAAAGACUGAAUCAUAUUGGAGCUAGUCUAGAUGGAAAAGUAACUAAAUUACUUUUAGUGUCAAAAUAUGAUUAUGAAAUCUGAUGUCUGCUAUAUAGUUAGCUUCUUCAUGGUGCCUAACAGGUAAUGAAGGUAUAAAACUUCUAGAGAAUGACCAUUAGAAAAAAAUAUUUAUGACAUUAAUAAUUUAACUUGUCCUUUUAAUCUCAAAAUUUUAUAUUUUUAAAUUUCUGAAGCUAAUACAUAUGCUUCAACCUUGGGUUGAUGAUUGCAUCAACUAAUGUAUCUUUUGGUCUUUCAAUAUCUGACAUGAAUGAAUAUUUUCUUCACCUGUUGUAAACAUUGUCAGAGAACUUUAUGAGAGUUAUUUCUAGAUAAUGGCUGUUGCUCUAAGUAUUAUAAUUCCAUUAUUAUAGAUUCCAGACUGCAUUAAAAUGUCAAACCUGUGUAUAAUAGUUGUGAUUU
This is a messenger RNA of Dromiciops gliroides (monito del monte), 4206 nucleotides long. It is a transcript of the gene AP5M1, whose product is annotated as adaptor related protein complex 5 subunit mu 1. The record is from RefSeq and is a predicted model, not a curated record. Gene Ontology annotation, cellular component: AP-type membrane coat adaptor complex; lysosome; late endosome. Lineage: Eukaryota; Metazoa; Chordata; Mammalia; Microbiotheria; Microbiotheriidae. Gene Ontology annotation, biological process: endosomal transport. The transcript is spliced from 8 exons. The coding region runs from base 58 to 1524 and encodes 488 amino acids.